Molecule: messenger RNA, 354 nt
Organism: Suillus bovinus
Lineage: Eukaryota; Fungi; Basidiomycota; Agaricomycetes; Boletales; Suillaceae
Exons: 2
Source: RefSeq, a predicted model, not a curated record
GAUGCGCAUUCCAAAUUCUGGGCAGCGUAUAAAACUGAGUCUGGCCAGUAUGAUGACGACAUGUUAGAGAGGUGUAAUGGAAAUAUGGAUAUAGUCCUGAUCUUCGCUGGUCUAUUCUCCGUUGUCAUUAUCGCGUUCAUCAUUGCAAUGCAGCCAAAUCCUAUUGACACCACCAACGUUCUGUUGGUACAGCUUAUCCAGAAUAUAUCGGAUGGUCGUUCUGCUACCCAGCCAAUCAUCUUUCCAUCAUCUACGGGUUUCUCUUCUUCCAAAUUAUGGAUGCAGGCGCUUGCAUACGCGAGCCUUGCAUCUAAUCUUCUUGCUGCCUAUAGCGCUGUCAUGGGCAAGCAAUGG